This is a messenger RNA of Suncus etruscus (white-toothed pygmy shrew), 954 nucleotides long. RefSeq names its product olfactory receptor 6K3-like. The coding region runs from base 1 to 954 and encodes 317 amino acids. The transcript has a single exon. Gene Ontology annotation, cellular component: membrane. The record is from RefSeq and is a predicted model, not a curated record. Gene Ontology annotation, biological process: G protein-coupled receptor signaling pathway. Gene Ontology annotation, molecular function: G protein-coupled receptor activity; olfactory receptor activity. NCBI's taxonomy places the organism in Eukaryota, Metazoa, Chordata, Mammalia, Eulipotyphla, Soricidae.
AUGCUGAGAAGAAACCUCUCAGAAGGGGUCACUGAAUUUCUCUUCUCUGGAUUCUUGCAGUUGCAAGAGGGCAGUCUUCUGUUCUUUAUCCCACUGCUGAUCAUCUAUGUGUUUAUUGUGAUUGGAAAUCUGACUGUCUUCUUUGCUGUGCGGCUAGACCCCCAUCUGCACAAUCCCAUGUACAACUUCAUCAGUAUCUUCUCUUUCCUGGAGAUCUGGUACACCACAGCCACCAUCCCCAAGAUGCUCACCAACCUGGUCAGCGAGCAGAGAACUAUCUCCUUCCUUGGCUGUCUCCUGCAGAUGUACUUCUUCCACUCACUGGGGAAUUCAGAGGGGAUCUUGUUGACCACCAUGGCUAUUGACAGAUAUGUGGCCAUAUGUAACCCCCUACGUUACCCAUCUAUUAUGACACCACGGCUCUGUGCCCAGCUCUCUGCUGGCUCCUGUGUCUUUGGUUUCCUUGUGCUGCUCCCUGAGAUAGUUUGGAUCUCCACACUUCCUUUCUGUGGUCCCAACCAGAUCCACCAGCUCUUCUGUGACUUUGAGCCUGUGCUUAGGUUAGCCUGUGCAGACACAUCUAUGAUCCUGAUGGAGGACAUCAUCCAUGCCAUUGCCAUCAUCUUCUCAGUACUGGUUAUCUCCCUUUCCUACAUCAGGAUUGUGGCUGUUAUCCUGAAAAUCCCCUCUACUGAUGGUCGCCUGAAGGCCUUUUCCACCUGCGCCUCUCACUUGGGGGUCUUUGUCUUGUUCUAUGGCAGUGUUUCACUCAUGUACUUACGCUUCUCUGCCACAUACCCACCUGUCCUUGACAAGGUCAUUGCACUGAUGUUUGCAGUUAUGGCUCCUUUCUUCAAUCCUAUCAUCUACAGCUUGAGAAACAAGGACAUGAAGAUUGCAAUUAAGAAGAUCCUAUGCCGCAAAAAGGUGCUGAACAUGUCUUCAGGUCAGUGA